Molecule: messenger RNA, 2808 nt
Organism: Cetraspora pellucida
Lineage: Eukaryota; Fungi; Glomeromycota; Glomeromycetes; Diversisporales; Gigasporaceae
Source: the annotation of a GenBank genome assembly
AUGUCUCUCGUAGAAGGUUUAUCUCAUAUUACAUUGGCCACUUCUGCCAUUGAAAAAUAUGAACAAUGUGUAGAGUUUUAUUCCACUUUUGGCUUUCAAACCAUUUCUCAAAAUGUUCCGCCAAAUUCUAGUAUAGUAGAAAUGGUUCAAAACAGGUCAGAACAAGAAAAGUUGCUACACCUAUUUGCUAAACCUCCUGCCACCCCUAUCACCUUGAAAAUUGUAUUGUCAAAAAACGCGACUGUAAAUGUGGCAGUGCCUGAAGACAAAGAUUGGAGACUAGAACCCGUGUCAAUCGCAGUUGUUUCUAAGAAUAUUGAAAGUGUGAUAUCAAUCUUAGAUUCUUCAAAUUUAUGUUAUAAAAAAUAUACCUAUCCUGGGUUCGAUCAUUCAUAUCAUUUUGAAAUAUCACCUGAUUUGGUCCACAUUGAAAUUUAUACCCAUGAUCCUUUAAACAAUUUGAUUUGUUUCUCCAAUAAACCAUUUCCAUUCGACAAGACUUUACAUCCUGUAUCUCCCGUAAAACCAUCCAUGCUUUCUCCUUCCGAUAAUAAACCAAAGUUUACCAAAAAGAGAAUAGGUUUAUUGACAAGUGGGGGUGAUUCUUCAGGUAUGAAUGCUGCAGUUAGAUCAAUUGUAAGAGUUGCAAUUUCACGUGGCUGCGAAGCAUACGCAAUCUAUGAGGGCUAUGAAGGACUAGUACAAGGUGGUGACAUGAUAAAAAAAUUUAGUUGGAGUGAUGUUAGAGGAUAUCUCUCUAUAGGUGGUACGCUUAUUAGAACUGCUCGUUGUCAAUCGUUUCGUGAACAUAAAGGUAGACUAGAAGCUGCAUAUAAUUUAAUUAAAAACGGAAUCGAUGCCUUGAUUGUUUGUGGUGGUGAUGGUACAUUAACCGGUGCCGAUACUUUAAGAUCUGAAUGGUCUGAUUUGACAAAAGAACUUAUCCAGACUGGUAAAUUAACUGCUGAAGAAGUCGUUCCACAUGCGAAUCUCACUAUAGUUGGUAUCGUUUGUUCAAUUGACAAUGAUAUGGCAAAAACUGAUAUUACCAUUGGUGCCGUGACUUCACUACAUCGUAUUUGUGAGGCUGUUGAUAGCAUUUCAUCUACAGCUUUUAGCCAUUCUCGUGCUUUUGUCAUUGAAGUAAUGGGAAGACAUUGUGGUUGGUUGGCUUUAAUGGCUGCUAUUAGUACUGGCGCAGAUUAUGUUUUUAUUCCUGAGCGUCCACCAGAAGCAAAUAAGUGGAAAAAAGAAAUGCUUGAAUCAUUAGAAAGGCCCAUCAAGUGUGAUGAUAUAAAAAAACUCUUACUUGACGCGAAAAUUGACACAAGGGUCACUACAUUAGGGCAUAUUCAACGUGGUGGUAGACCAUGCGUUUAUGAUCGGAAUCUUGGAGUUGAAGCUGUAGAAGCAGUUCUUCGAGCAACGCCAGAUACGCCAUCUCCAAUGAUUUCUGUAAGGGAGAAUAAAAUCAUGUCUGAACCGUUAAUGGAGGCUGUUGAAUUGACCCAUCAGGUCACUGAAGCUAUUGCAGAAAAGAAUUUUCGUAGAGCAAUGGAGUUGCGAGAUCCAGAAUUUGCCCAAGGUUUCAAUUCAUACUUGUCUACGGCCUAUAUGAAAAAUAAGGCAUCGCUACAACAAAAUCAUAGCCUAAGGAUAGGUAUAAUUCAUAUUGGCGCACCUGCUGGAGGAAUGAAUGCAGCAACACGUGCUGCUGUUCGAGUUGCUAUUAAUCAUGGUCAUAAACCUAUUGCUAUAUAUAAUGGGUUUUCUGGUCUUUUACAAGAAAAUGUUCAUGAACUUAAUUGGUUAGAUGUUGAUGACUGGUCAUCAAAAGGUGGUUCAGAACUUGGAACAAAUAAAGCUGAAGCUGAUAAUUUAGGUUUAAUCGCAUAUCAAUUACAAAAACAAGGAAUAAAUGCCUUACUUCUUAUUGGAGGUUUCGAAGCAUAUACAUCCCUUAUAAAAUUAAAUAAUGCUAGGGAUAAUUAUCCUGCUUUUUGUAUUCCUAUGGUGUGUAUUCCUGCCACUAUUUCGAACAAUGUUCCAGGUACUGAAUUUUCAUUAGGCUGCGACACAAGCUUGAACGCUAUAGUUGACAGUUGUGAUGCCAUCAAGCAAUCUGCAUCCGCUUCUAGAAGGCGUGUAUUCGUUGUAGAAGUACAAGGUGGUCAUUGUGGUUAUUUGGCUGUGAUGUCUGGUCUUGCGGUUGGUGCUACAAAUAUAUACGCUCCAGAAUAUGGUUUAUCCCUUGAAACUCUUCAGGAAGAUGUGAAUCAUCUUAUUCGUAGAUUCGGGGCAGAUAAAAAAAGUACUAGUUCUGGACGUUUAUUCCUUAGAAAUGAAUCAGUAUCGAGCACAUAUACAACAAAUGUUAUUGCAAACAUCAUAAAGACUGAAGGUAAAGGGCUUUUCGAUUCACGAACUUCUAUUCUGGGUCAUAUUCAACAAGGUGGUGCACCUUCACCAAUGGAUCGAAUUCGCGCAAAAAAGUUUGCUGUGGAAUGCGUAUCCUUUUUAGAAAAACAUGCUAAAUUUUCCGGAUCUUCUGGUAACUCCAAGUACCCAAAGGUUUAUACAAAAGACAAAGAAUCUGCUGCUGUCAUUGGAAUUACUGGUGCUCAAGUUGUUUGUACGCCUGUAAUUGAUUUGCAGUCAGAUACUGACUUUGAGUGUCGUAAAAGUAAGAAAGCGUGGUGGCUCAAUGUGAAACCUUUGGUGGAAUUAUUAUCAAAAUGGGGAUAUUCGGAUAGUGAACCAAUAGAGGAAGAUAUGAAUAUUUGUGGGGAUUCUAUUGGUCCGGAGUAA